Messenger RNA from Meleagris gallopavo (turkey), 4236 nucleotides. The record is from RefSeq and is a predicted model, not a curated record. NCBI's taxonomy places the organism in Eukaryota, Metazoa, Chordata, Aves, Galliformes, Phasianidae.
CACCUCACUGUCCAAAGUGAGGUGCUUAGACUCCCUUUCAUUCAGCUUUUGAUCCGGCAAGCUCUAAAAGGCGUUUUGUCCAGCUCUGACAAGCAGUCUUGUUGAGCUUCUCCCAGCUAGAAAUACUUCUUUCCGUGUUGUAUAACUGCCACACGCUUAUUUUGGGUGGAAAGUUGUUUGAGGAGGCUUGAUCUUAAAGCCAACUCGAGGAAGGGCAUUUGAGCUGCACUAAACCAUGGCUGCACUGUGUUUCAACUUAAGACUUUGGGUGAGUCAGUCUGUUUCCAUUCAGCUGUGGUUUCCCCAUGUAGAGGAAGGGGCUGCUAAUAGCUAAAGUCUCUUGGGAAGAUCUGGUAAGGCUUGAUCCAAUUUAUUGGGUUUUUCUGCAUAUUCAUAGCUGCAUUGUGACUUAAAAGCUGCUCAGCAAAGGCAUUUGUCAUUUCAGUGUUCCUCUUUAUUUCCCAAAGAUCAGCUUUCAGCCAUAACCCCUGUGUUUUGCUGUCACUGUGCUUACUGAGUCACCGUGGGAUUGGCUGGUUCUCCAUUCCUCUUUCCUAAGAUUCCUUGUGUUUCAGCAUCCUAUCUUUGAAUCUACAAUGAGAGUGAGGAGAGGGAAAUAUAUAAUAAAUAAACAAAAGCCCAAACCUCGUAAAGUUAUGCUUUUGGUUCCCUUCCCUUUCCUCAUCAUUCCAGGUACAAACUGGUUUGUAUGGAUAGACACACCACCAUUGGAUCUUCAGAGGCAUUUUACUGUGCCUGCUCUUUUUCCUGUUUCACAUAAUAAAUUAUGAUUUUAUUUUUCACAGAUUAUCCAAAGAACUUCUGCUGGAUCCGCAGCAAACCUUGGUCUUCAAAGUGUGGCAUAAAGCAGAAACAGAACGGGUGAUAGGAUUUGCAUCAGUGGACCUUUCUCCCCUUCUUUCUGGCUUCCAGCUGGUGUGUGGGUGGUACAACAUCACCGACUUCAGUGGGCAGUGCCGAGGACAGAUCAAAGUAGCAGUCUCUCCCCUUCAAAAUAUAAAUAAUCUCAAAGAAGAAAGGCAGGCAAGGAUCCGCACCCAGCCUCCAAGCUCUGCAGUGAAGGCCAUCUUUCCAGCACUUCCCAGUAAUGUUCCAAGCUUUUCCAAACCCGUGUUGCCAAAAGAAGUUGGUGUUCCUUCUCGAGAACAGCCUGUUCCUAGCAGAACUAGUCCCCCUAGGGCACACACACCUCGGCAUGAGGAGCACAUGCAGAACGUGCGCAGGUUUCACGAAUCCUUGCAGCAAGCAGAAGGAAACGCACAACGGGCAGCCAGGAUGGAUUCACUGUCAUUGUCAUCGCGUGCUUCUCUUCUGACUGCUCUCAGAAAAAACUUGAGUGAGCUGGAUGAAGUUCAAAGAUACUUCAGCCAGAAGCUGACCAGGUCUCUUCCUGACUUCAGUGAUGGUAACAGAUCCCAGCCAAGUCACGGAGAGCAGGAGGGUGAUCAUCAAGGCUUGAGGAGCAGAGAAAUGGAUCCCAACCGAUGCCAUCUUUUAAGAAAAUCGAGUCAGCUGGUGUCCCAGGUCAGCAGCCUCAUCAGUGACUUGCAGACUAUCACGAACAAUACUAAAGACUCUUCUAACGUGGAUCAAGACAGCAGCAGAAAGCUGGGUGCUUCUCAUGUACUCAACCAAAAGGACGGAGAUGACAGAAGUGAUGUGUAUCAAGGCCAGCUGGGCUUGGACUCACGUGGUGUCAGCAGUGAUACGCAGCAGCCGUGCUCCUUUGGGAGGUCUGUGCUUGGCAGACGUGUGCUGCAGGAACUGCUCGACCAAGCUGUCCCUGAAGGGGAGCAUCCAGCAGACUGCAUCCAGGGAGAUGGAGGUGCUUUUGCCCAUCAGCCACACAGUGAAGAAGAGUACGAAGAAGAAGACAUUAUAGAACCACGAACUCUUAAUGAAAUAACAACGCUGACUGACAGAACCAGUCCUUGGUCCAGUGUGCUCUCAGUAGAGCUGGGAGCUGACCAGCAGCCUGCAGACUUGCAGCCUGAAGGUCAGCACUCGAUGGACAUAGAUUGUUUGAGGAAAGGGAACAGCCGACGGAGCAGCACCUUGUCCAGCACACCACGAGGUGACAACAGAAGCAUGCUCACCUCUCUUAGUUCAUGCAUUAGCCCCCACACAUUGCAGAGCAGUCCUUGGGCAGGAGCAGAAGGCUUUAAGAGCUUGAGUAACAGCACAGAAACAGCUGACAAGGAGCUGGUUCAGCCUGCUUGUUUGUCAGAAUUGCAUCAGACAGUCGGUGGCCUCGUAGAAAAUGGAAAUUACAGUUGGGACAGAACACUUAACACUAAGCAAGUAGAGCAGCACACAGAGUUUCACACAGCCUCCAAGGAACUACUGGAACUUCCAGGAGGCAUUAGUCUGACUGCUCCAAAAGCUGCAGUGAGAGAGGAGGAAAGAAGUGAAGUUUUAAAUGAAGAUCAUCAAGAUGAGGAAAAAAGUGGUUCUGAUGAAGUCUGUGCCAAGAGUGUUUCUGCCCAAGCAGGCUUGGAAGGGCACAGUGGCAGCUUCUCUGAGGGCAGCGACGAAGAUCCACUGGAAGAGUCAGGAAAGUCUGAGAAACCAAAAAUGGUUCUAUCUGAACCCGCUGUUGUUCCCAACUUCUUCCUCCCACCCCAGCAGAUGGAAGCCUCCAUGAGAAUGCUCAGCAGUUCUUCCCACCCUCCCACAAGCUGAGGUUGUGGCAGUUUCCAAACCACGGUAAGUCUUUCUGACUUCUCUCAGGGAGGAUAGAUGUCAGCAUCAGUGGCUGUGUUAGUGACACUUGUGCCUCUAUGUUGCAAGAGGUGACGUGGUUUUUUGAGGUCUAAGCAUGAUUCUUUUGCAGCCACAGCAGGGCUGUUGAUGUGGAUCUCAGUCCUGUGCCAGCUGGGCUACUUAUUUACCUCUUGCGGGAAAGAUAUUCAUUUCCCUCACUGUGACCUAUGGAACAAAUGCUGUGAGGAACAUUUGUAUAAUCACAAACAGCUUGCUUGAUUAAAGAGAACAAAGUUAGGCAGGAUAUAAUAGCUCUGAAGUCAUGGAAGCUGCUUGCAGUUACAGCCCAGGUAAAAUGCAUGAAUUUUUGCAGUUUUGCGUUGUUAAGUCCUAUGUAAAUGAGAUGAGUAUUUUUUAAUAUCUUUUUCUAAAGCCCUUGACUUGUUCCUGAUGGAAAUAAGAAGCUCUAUCAGAGCAUGCUUCCAGUAUUCCUGGAUUUGACCUGACUGAUACUCAGCCUGCAGUGUGUUUCAGUGCUCACUGAGCACGCAUCUCAUGCUACAUCCAAAUAUCUCAGAUGAAAUCCAAAGCAGAAUCUCAGAUGUGUUUCUUCUUUGGAGUUCUCUGUGUUCCCUUCUAUCCAUACCCACUUGUGCUGUAUCUCACUGCCAUGCCCGCCUUCCAAGUUUUGCUUUCUCUGAAGAGUUUCUGCUUCUUCCUGGGAGCACUUCAUCCUUCAGCGCACUUCCAAAACAUCCCUCAGGCCCGUGGUUCAGUGUUAAUUCUAUUUUUACUUGAAUUCCUCUGUGCAGCGCUAAGCUGAGCGGCUAGAAACACACCCCUGAAAGGGAUUAAUGACUGGGGAGAGUAUUAUCAAAGCCCUAUUUGGAUAUAGCUGAGAUUAAACCUCUUGAAUUCUGUGGUUGACCACAGCCAAUCCUUUGCAGCAGCACUUGGAAGCGUCUGUUGAGAGAGGACCCAGCCCUGUGUUACGCAGCCACCAUGAGAACAGGAUGUUUUCUGCUCAUGUCAGUGGCACACCGCAGUGCAGGAAAACUGCCCUCUCAUAUUUAUGUUCAGAGCACAAAGAACAUCGCUUUCUAAAUCAGGGUUCCUUUGGUUUCCGCACAGCUCAGCAAACGCCACGCGUGGCAGCGGGGCCGAAAUGUGAGCUGCUCCCAUCUGCAGGUCAGCAAUGUCCCGCCACUCACAUGGCACUUGGCAAAGCUCCCUGCUGGCCUCGGUGUGAUCCUGACACCUCCUGCUGCCUGGCUCCCUGCUUUCCCUCUUUUUUACACAAAAUGAAGAAGCAGUGCUGAGGAGGCAAAGCGGGCCGGCGUGCCAAAAGAGGUGGCAGAGUUUUGAGACAGAAAAGGGUUUUCUUGUGCAUCUGGGGCAGCUCAUGGACCUGAGUUCUGCUGAGCCUCACAAAAUGUGAAUGUUUCUAGACUAUUUUUUCUCCACAUCUCAACCCCUUGUACCUGAGGUCUUUCCUCAGUGUGGCCUUCCAGU